Molecule: messenger RNA, 2325 nt
Organism: Necator americanus (New World hookworm)
Lineage: Eukaryota; Metazoa; Nematoda; Chromadorea; Rhabditida; Ancylostomatidae
Exons: 22
Coding region: 1-2325 (774 amino acids)
Biological process (GO): double-strand break repair via homologous recombination
Cellular component (GO): chromosome; cytoplasm; nucleus
Molecular function (GO): 3'-5' DNA helicase activity; nucleic acid binding; ATP binding
Source: RefSeq, a predicted model, not a curated record
AUGUCCAAAGUGAAGUCUGCGCAAUGCACUACGUUUGCAAAGAAAAUGACCGUUGAAGAUGUUGAAGAGAUCGUAAUAGAUUCGGAUGAAGAGUCAACAAGUAGAUGUCAGUCAGAAAAAAGUUCUGAACGACUGAAAAACGGUGAAAACCGAAAUAACUCUUCAAAUUGUGAUCAGAACAAAACAGCUUCUAAGAAGAAAUGGGACUUCUUAAUGAAGCCGUCCACGAGUAAAUCACAGAACAAUUCAACUAAGAUUUCGUCAAAAGAAAGCAAAGAACAAAUCUCUUCGGUGCUGAUUUCGCCAAGCGAAUCAGAGGACGGCAAUGGUUCUAAGAAAAAAGCUUCAGUUGCACCAAAUGAUGGUGUGAAGAUCAUGAAGAUAGCGGAUUUGGAGAAAGAGCGUGAUCGGGUUCUGAAGGAGAUAUUUGGACAUUCCAAAUUCAAAAGUUCUCUUCAAAAGAAAGCAACUAAUUGUAUUCUGCUGAGGAAAUCCGAUGUGUAUGUCUCGUUACCUACUGGAGCUGGAAAAUCUCUGUGCUAUCAGCUCCCAGCAGUUGUCCAUAUGGGUGUCGCUGUUGUUGUUUCUCCACUCAUAGCGCUAAUAACAGACCAAAUAGCAGCUCUGCGAGCAAAAGGCAUCCCUUGCGAAUCGCUGAAUUCUAAACUGAACACGUCGGAGAGAACUCGUAUUAUCGAGGAUCUACGUAGUAAGGUGCCUACUAUGAAAUUGCUCUACAUAACCCCUGAAGCCGCAGCAACGGACAACAUGCGAAGAAUAUUGGCAUCUCUCAAGAAAAGAAACAUAUUGAGCUAUUUCAUUGUCGAUGAGGCACAUUGCGUCACACAUUGGGGUCACGAUUUUCGUCCUGAUUAUUUAAAGCUCAGUGCGUUGAGAGAUGUCUGCCCAGACGUACCAUGGGUUGCACUUACUGCUACAGCCAAUGCAAAAGCUCAAGACGAUAUAAUCGAACAGCUCAAACUGAAGCAUGUCGAAAGCUUCAAAGCCUCUACAUUUCGCGGCAACUUGUACUACGAUGUGUAUAUGAAGGACCAUCUGAACGUCCCACCGGAGCGUCAUUUGGCUGAGUUCAUUCAACGUUGUCUAAAAGUACCUAAGGAAAAGGUAGGAAAGUUGAUGAAACCCGAAAAAUCUACCCAAGAAAGAGUGAGAAGUGGCAUAAUCUAUUGUCGGACGAGAGAUGAAUGCGACCAAGUUGCCCAAAUGUUGAGUGUUGCGCACAUUCGAUGCCUUUCCUAUCACGCUGGUUUGUCGAAUAAGUUGCGUGAUAGCGUCCAGAAUCAGUGGAUGAAAAAUGAGGUCCCGGUUAUUGCAGCUACAAUUGCUUUUGGGAUGGGUAUAGAUAAGCCGGACGUUAGAUUUGUUGUACACUGGACAUGUCCACAGAACCUUGCCGCUUACUAUCAAGAAUCCGGUAGAGCUGGUCGUGAUGGUCAGCGCAGUUACUGCAGAAUAUACUAUAGUCAGUCGGACAAGGAAUUUCUGCAUUUUUUGGUCAGAAGAGAUUUGGCACUAUUAAAGGGAAAAAAGAUCAGCGAAGCGUCGAAGAAGCUACAAGCAACCGCUAUGCAACACGGGCUAGAAAAAAUGGUUGAUUAUGCCGAAGUGGCCCAUUGCCGCCAUGUGUGCUUCGCGAAAUAUUUCGGGGAAAAUGAUCUCCCACCAUGUCGGCAGCACUGCGAUUUCUGUAAAGAUCCUACUGGUACCAUGAGACGAGCGUCGCAAUUCCAGGUAGCCUGUUCAUCCACGAAAAUAGCAAAAGCGUCGAAAGCAACUCCAAAUGACGGUGAGCUGUAUGGAGGAGGAAAACGCUCUCGAGCAGAAGAAGAAGAUUAUUUCUGUAGUGGUACAGAUGCCAGAGAAAGAAUGGAAAGAGAAGAAGCCGUGAGGUUACGAGAAGUCGUGGCGGAUGAAUUUGCAAAACGUAGGAAGCUGGAACCAAAAGAACCGGUAUUUAAUGAUGUGUACAUUCCCAGCAGUGAAUAUCCCAUCAAAGAACCAAAAGCGAAAUUGAUACCUAAUCUAAAACCACAGCGUCGUGAAGCAGUUGUACGACUUAUAAGCUUAGCGCUGGAUACAAACUGGCUACACUUUGAGCGACCAUGCUCCACAGUUGAGGCCGGAACAGCGUUAGAAUGGUCCACAUAUCGAAACUCGAAAUCGGUGACCGUGUAUGAGCACAAGAGUGCUGCGAAGGUAACGGAGAUUAAGAAAUUGACAAAAGAAGGGAAUCAGUUCGAGUUCGUUCCCGAAACGAGUGGGAACACUGGAUUUGUGUCAGCUGUCAGCAUGAUAGAUUUGUGA